This is a messenger RNA of Rhodofomes roseus, 4230 nucleotides long. Its product is annotated as ER-golgi trafficking TRAPP I complex 85 kDa subunit-domain-containing protein. The coding region runs from base 1 to 4230 and encodes 1409 amino acids. Gene Ontology annotation, cellular component: TRAPPIII protein complex; cytoplasmic vesicle; phagophore assembly site. The transcript has 17 exons. The record is from RefSeq and is a predicted model, not a curated record. Gene Ontology annotation, biological process: endoplasmic reticulum to Golgi vesicle-mediated transport; protein localization to phagophore assembly site. Lineage: Eukaryota; Fungi; Basidiomycota; Agaricomycetes; Polyporales; Fomitopsidaceae.
AUGCCGCCGACGCUACCUGUCUCGCUGAGCCCUCAUAUCUGCGUACUAGCCUCGCCGGACGUGCAUGAGCUCUUCGAGUCGUCUGGAUUGCCUCCAAUUACACAGACAUUACAGUCCUUUGUUCCUUUACCAAAUGUAACGACUAGGACUACCUCCCUUACAUCCGUGGUACACAGUACCUUCGCGCUGCGUUUCUCAGACCUUGUAGAUACCGAGAACUCCGCACACGAAGAUGAAGAUCGACGCGCCGCGCGUACCAUGGACUGGAUCAGCGCGCGCGUUUCUAACAGGGCCGCGGACUGGGUACGGGUCAUGGAAGCCCAAGCAUCUGGAGACGGGAGUGCCGGAGGAAAGGAAGGCAUCUGGAAGGAGAAAACGCCCUGGUGGGAGGAGCUGAGGAGGUGUGUAGAGGGCGACUGCGUUCCGAACAGCGACGAGGGAUGGAAUCAUCCUGCUGCGAUCAUUCUCACCGUGUCUACUCGAGCUGUGAACCCCCUCCAGGCUUUGCAAGAUCUAAAUACGCGUCCCGUGGAUUUCCCUCCAUGGGUAGAGCCCACCGCGUUGCGGUAUUACCUGAUCAUACAUCCGGCCAACUCAGAAUUGACAGACCCCAUAGCGGAAGCCUUGUUCAACGCCGUUAAGAAACAAUAUGGUCUACAUAGCUAUCUCCUCCCUCUCGUACUGCCUGCCGACCCGCUGCCUGCGCCCGUUCCAGUACCCGCCCUCCUCCCUCGUCUGCCUCCACCUCCACCACCCUCUUCAGCCUUUGACACGCCACCUCUGGCACCCGCCCCUACCCCCGCCGGACUGGUUGCCCCGAACACACCACGGGGCCUCAUGUCGCCCAUGCCCCGCUCUCCUGGGCCGUCUGUACUUGCACCAGGGCACAGAGACACAUCAUCUCAGGGCCUUUCGCAGACAUCUCCUACUGGUUACGCGCUUCGUCUGAGUGAGGCCGACAUCCAGCAGACCGGCAAGUUCGUGCGCGAGUUCGUGGUGAUGAGCCUGAUACCAUGGAUGGAGAAGUACGUCAUCGACUGGAACGAGAACUUCUCAUCAUCUCGACGGCUACCUUCCCGCCUCUUCUCAUCUACUAGACGCCUAUUUGGCUCCGCUGCCCCAUCUCCUGCAGUAACAACCCCCUCGACACCUGUUCAUGGCCCAAAUCCUUCCAUAUCAUCAGUGUCGUCUAGGUUCAGAACACACCAAACUAAUAGCUCAAUCACCUCCAUCACCUCCGUGUCAUCUGCGGGAACGCUCGUAGAUGGAACAGUCACUCAACAAAGACGGCUCGCCGAAUUUGCCACUAUGCUUGGUGACUACAAGUUAGCGACGUCGAUCUGGGAGGCUCUGAGAAAAGAGGGGAGGGGCGGUUCGGACGUGCUUCCUCUGCUCCUGGCACCCUCCCCUGCACUGUCACUCCAUGCCGCGCAUGCCCUCGCUGUCCUGCGUUCGCCAUCGAACCCGCACUUCCAGUCACCUGGUCAUGCACAGUUGCGCGCGCUAUCAUACGCAGUGCGGUGGGUGACGGGGAUCGAUAGACGCGACUUUCUCGGCCCUGUCCUGGAGGGCGAGAGGUGGUUGGUACAAGCUGCCGGUAGUGCAGAAGAGCCUCCAAGUAUGAUCUUAUAUGCGCAUGCCGCUUUCCUGAGCGAGAGGAAGAACGCUCGAAGACGAUCCGCUUUGUGGUAUCUGCUCGCUGCUGACCACCUCGAGAAGGCGGGCACUAAAUCACUCGCGAUGUUCCUGUUUCGGAGAGCCCAUGACCUGUACAAAUCACAGGCGCCGAAGGAACUAUCGCCUUCGUUCUGGGAAAGCGAAGCUCGGGACCCAGCUGAUUGGACAGGAUUUCCGUCCGUAUUACCGGGCAUCGAACAUGAGCUAGGACGUCUGUUGUAUACAACUGGUGACACAGAGGGUGCUGUCCGUUUUUUCCUUGGACUACUGCGAGGCGCCUCGGAUCCAAGCGCGUCUCUAUCAGACGAAGACAGAGCCGUUGGCAAGGCAGCAGUCGAGGACCAAUUUACCACGGAUAAGGUGUACUUGGAAGAUUUCCGCGUGGCCGCGAAGCAUUUCAAGGCAACCGAACCAGAGAAGUGGAAGUCGGCAUCACUUCAACUGCCAGUGUCUUUCUGUCAGCCCAAACAGACCAAAGUGCGGUUCCCCGGAAACAACUUCGAAGGCGAUCCUAAGGAAUGGACGAGGCGUGAAGAAGACUGGGCCGAAUUUUGGGCAUCAAGGGGCAAAGAGAAGCUCGAACGCAGUAGUAAAGCUGCAGUCGAUGAAUACUUCUGGGUCGACCUGGGCAUGCGCAAUCCAUUGGAUGUUGAGGUAAACCUAUCGGGCUUGUCUAUCGUCGUCCGAGAAGCCUCUUCCCUGGAUGCUUCAUCUAUGCCCGACUUCGUUGAAGUUGAAGUAGUUGACGGUGUCACGCUUGGUCCCAGAGAAUAUCGUACCAUCCCUGUCGCAGUGCGGUGUGGCCGACCGGCGUCUCUGCAAAUCACUCAUGUCGUCUUUGAAUUCCUAUCUUUACUGCCGGUUACAGAGUCGCUGGCUUUGCGCGGCCGGCGGUUGCAUGACACUACCCAGCAGAGGCAAAACAAGGCAUACGCAUCUGAUAUUCUGAUCGAGGUCGACGUGGAAGAUGCUGGGCAGCGGUUGCGAGCGAGUUUUGUCGACGACAGGCAUCUCAUCCUCAUUGAAGGAGAGUACAAGCGUCUCAAGCUUUGGAUGACGAACUCGGGGUCAAGACCAAUCAAUGAAGCCUGGAUGGUUUCGGGUAGAGAAGACGAGCUUUGGAUAGACUCCGACGAGGCUGUGGCCGAAGAGACCCCUGCCGCGUCAUCUUCGCAAGGUCCACUCACGGAAACGCUGGAUUCCUCGAAUUCGCUACGCCGACGGGAACCCUAUGGGCUACCCUUGGGCGACUCCCAAGGGUCAUCAGACUUGGCCCCUGGGGAGUCGAUGCAGGUUACGUUGACACUCCAUGCGUCCCAAGUCGGGGAAAGAGACCUUGGCCUGCUGUUCAUUUUCCGUGAGGUAAGUUGCGCGCCAUUUUGGUGCGUACGGGUUACAAGGCCGUAUGAAGUAAUACCUGUCUUCCGACUGGCCGCGUCAGCGGAGCCGAGCAGAUCAGUGGAUCACUCAUACGGCUUAAGCCUUGAAGUCGAGAAUCUGUCCGAGACUGGGAAUCUACGCCUGACGCAAGUGACUACCAUAAGCCCCUUGUGGGCGUCACAGUCUGACGUCCGCGCGCAUUGCAGCGACAUUGUCCAGCCGCAACAGAUCACAAAAAUCCACCUCGGUAUCGACCCAUGGGAAGAGAGCGAUGGAGUGCAGGCCACCCUGCAGUUCGUGUCCUCAAAACUUCAAGCAGUAUUACACGGUGUACAACCGGAUGACUCUGAUCCGCCACCAUUGCGCUUAGCUUGCAAGCAUAUAUCGAAGCAGGGCACAGGGGCACGUUCGCUGGCAAUCCCGUUAAUGGCCCACUUCAUUCAUUGCGGUCAGCGAACAUACAGCACUCACCGCGCACAGAUGGCACAUCGAUACAUACCAUACGACAGCCAUCCACGUAUAUUCCCAUUGUUCAACCCCUAUUCCAUAGACGUCGUGCUCUUCUGGGAGCUCGACGGAGAAGGCCGCAGUGGACAUAUACUCGUGCCAGGACUAACACUCGGUGCCUCUCACGCUUACUUAGACAGUAUGAUCGAUGAAGCGGAGAGCGCGAAGGUCAAACGAUCCAUGUACGCAGAGACACAGCGCGAGCGUUCAGACAUCAUACGGGCUAUUCGGGAAAGCGAAUGGAACGCCGAAAUGGAUCCUACGGUCGUAACCACUUGUGUCAAGGGUACAGUUAGGCAUGACUUCUCUGACGGGCCAUGCAGUGUAUCCGUGAAGUACAUCCUGAAGAAUCUCUCACCUACACAUUCGUCACGCGUCACUUUGCGGCUAGCAGCGGUCCCCCCAGAUACAGAGACAACUGCGCUGUUGUCACCUCGGUACGCAGGACGUCUAACCCACCGUAGAGAGAUCGAGCCAUAUGGCACCGCAGUCAUCUACAGCAAAGUAUGGGCGACGCGACCCGGGAGUUUCAGGCUCGACGAGUGGGUAGCCGAGACGCAAGUGACUACAUCUGGACGGACACAUACAAGGCAUCUUCGAUACGUACAAGGACCUCCAUUAGAACACCGUGUAUGCUUCUCCGUCGUUGACGACUCGCGAUCAUGA